This is a messenger RNA of Meloidogyne enterolobii, 423 nucleotides long. The record is from the annotation of a GenBank genome assembly. Lineage: Eukaryota; Metazoa; Nematoda; Chromadorea; Rhabditida; Meloidogynidae.
UGUAAAUUUGAAAGAGAGUUAAAUAGUGGCAAAACAUGGAUGGUUAUCGGACUUGAAAAUUUAAGUACAAAGAGACUUAUUUGGUAUUCUACGAAGGAUGCUACACUUUUAACUGAUAGAUGGGAAAAAUUUAAACUUUUAACAGAGUUCAAUGAUGGUGAUGUCCUUGGUUGUGGAUUAGUUUAUCCUCCAGCUAAUGAAUUUCCUUAUGUAUUUUUUACACAAAAUGGAAAACAAAUUGGUUUAGCUACGUUAUUAUUGGACAAUUACAACUCAUAUAAACCAUUUAUUUACCAAACAUGUUGUUCAGUUGAAGCUAAUUUUGGGAACGAUUUGGAAACUAAACCUUUCAAAUAUGAUAUUUCGAAGCAUUUAGUUCUAAAGAAUUUAGUUGAUUUUUUUCCGAUUUAUUUUAUUUUUUGA